AUUAGAUGCUACAUAAUUUUUCGCUAGAAAGAGGAAAAUUGUUCCACAACUGCUCAGGGAUCUGACACGUUUAUAAAAAAAUCCCGGUCUUCGAUGAGCUCCGGUCUCGUUCUGUCUAUUUAACAAGAAACGAGCUCCAAAUCGCGUUCCUUUUUGUAAGCUAAGAACAGAUCGCGUUCCUCAAUUCUUGAUCGCACUAGAAUCCUGUACGGCCUCCGGCGGUGGCGGUGCCGGUGCGAUGUUCUCCAGCUUCUGGAAGAGUCCCAUUAGAUCCCUCUCUCGCGGCCUCCUCCUCCUCCUCCUCCUCCUCCUCGCGGCGGUCCUUUUAUCCCCCUCCAACCCCUUCUCCACUUCCAUCUCCUUCAAGUUCUUUUCGUGGGAGAAAUCGGAAAUCUGGAGCGCCCGCAGGGUCGUUGACUGGAGGCCUUGCGACUGGUGGAAAGCCGGAGCUUUAGCUGCUCUGCUGGCGAGGAGCAACGGCUUCAUCAGGGUGGAUUGCUAUGGCGGCCUCAACCAGAUGAGACGCGAUUUAUGUGAUGGCAUCGGGAUAGCUCGGCUUUUGAAUGCCACUCUAGUUUUGCCGAAAUUUGAGGUCGCUGCUUAUUGGAAUGAAUCAAGUGGCUUUGCAGAUGUGUUUGAUGUAGACUACUUUAUUCAGCAAACAAGAAGUUACAUAGAAGUCAUUAGAGAGUUGCCGAAGGAAAUUGCAUCAAGAGAGCCAUUUAAAGUUGACUGCAGCAAACGGAAAGGAAAUUUUGACUAUGUUGAAGCAGUCCUUCCUGCUCUGUUGGAACAUCACUACAUAUCUAUCACGCCAGCUAUGAGCCAAAGAAGAGAUAGAUAUCCAUUGUAUGCUAGAGCUGCCCUUUGUCAAGGUUGUUACAAUGCACUGCGCCUCAACAAGGCCUUGGAAGCUAAAGCUACUGAGCUUCUUGAAGCCAUACCCAAACCCUUCCUAUCCCUUCACCUAAGAUUCGAACCAGACAUGGUAGCCUAUAGUCAGUGUGAAUAUCCUGGGCUUUCUUCCACAUCUUUGAAAGCCAUUGAAGCUGUUCGUGGGGAUAGAAAACCAUGGACCGGUGGAGCUGCUCGUGUGUGGAGGAACCGUGGGAAGUGCCCCCUAACACCAAAAGAGACUGCAUUUAUUCUCCAAGCUCUGCAUAUCCCAACAAACACUACCAUCUAUCUGGCAGCUGGGGAUGGCAUGAUGGAAAUUGAAGGCUUUACAUCUGUUUAUACUAAUGUCUAUACUAAAUCUUCCCUUCUAAGCAGUAAAGAUUUUGUUCAGAUGCAUGGCAACACAAAAGCUGCCCUGGAUUACUAUGUUUCAAUAAACAGUGAUGCUUACAUUGCUACUUACUUUGGGAACAUGGAUAAGAUGGUGUCAGCAAUGAGAGCACUGAAGGGGCUCUUUAAAACUCUGGCUUUGAGCAGGAGGGAUUAUGCAAACUAUACUGCACACGGGCUAAGGGGUGAAGAGUUGGCUACAGCUAUGUGGAAGGCUCAUAGAGAGGAUUUUGUGAUGGGUAUGGGAACUGCUUUACCUGAUUGUUUCUGUGAGCUUAGAUUGUGAUUUUUAAUUUUUUGUAAUACGCAAGAGUGCUACAACACGUUUCUUCUUUGAUAAUGUAGACUGCAAAUACUUUUUUCAGCGAAGUAGAUUGCAGAUAUCUAUCAUUUGUCCUAACAGAAAAUGGUUAAUAAUCCUAUAUGACAUUAAUCUACUGUUUAUAAUA
Molecule: messenger RNA, 1736 nt
Organism: Phoenix dactylifera (date palm)
Lineage: Eukaryota; Viridiplantae; Streptophyta; Magnoliopsida; Arecales; Arecaceae
Product: O-fucosyltransferase family protein
Cellular component (GO): cytoplasm
Source: RefSeq, a predicted model, not a curated record